AUGAGCGCACCCGAGCCCCCACCCGCGGCCCCUGCCGAGCCCCUCGCGGCCCCCGAAACCCCCGGGGCCCUGCGAGCGCUGCUUUUGGCCACCGGCGGCGUGGGGGGCUCCUGGCCGCGCUGCGUCCUGCCGUUCGGCGUUGUGGCCCUGGUGACCGGCGCCGCUGCCACAGCCAUCACCUUCUCGCUGCGCGGACCUCGCCUGGACCCGGAGCAGGGCGUGGCGCUGGCCGCGCUGGGCGCGGGCCUCGGGCUCCUGGCCGCCGCCUUCCUGUGCUGGCACGCUCGGCGGCGGCGGCGGGCCGGGCGCGCGGGGCAGCGGGAGCCGGGGACGUCCUGA
Acinonyx jubatus (cheetah) is the source of this 339-nucleotide messenger RNA. Its product is annotated as transmembrane protein 100-like. The coding region runs from base 1 to 339 and encodes 112 amino acids. The transcript has a single exon. Lineage: Eukaryota; Metazoa; Chordata; Mammalia; Carnivora; Felidae. The record is from RefSeq and is a predicted model, not a curated record.